Xyrichtys novacula (pearly razorfish) is the source of this 13773-nucleotide messenger RNA. NCBI's taxonomy places the organism in Eukaryota, Metazoa, Chordata, Actinopteri, Labriformes, Labridae. The record is from the annotation of a GenBank genome assembly.
GAACAGGGAGCCUAAAAGUGAAGAUAUUGAUCUACCAGUUGAUCUUCGUUCCAGCCCUCACCUGUGGUCAUAAACUUUGGAAAGGGAUUGAAAAAAAAGAGACAGCAAAUACAAGCAGCUGAAAUGAUUUGCCUCUGAAGGUGGCUGGGUUCAGCCUCUGAGAUGGGUCAGGCUUGGACAUCUGGUGUUCGAAGUAGUCUCUUCACAGUACUGAUCUCUGAAUAGCAUAGCCCCUUGGAUGCAUACUUUAACUGGUUUCUUGGGUACACCUGGCUUGGGGUAGACCCAGGGCUUGCCAGAGGGAUUAUAUUCCCCAGUUGAAUUGGGAAUGCCUGUCUUAGGAGGAACUAGAAAUGUAGCUGAGGACCAAGGAGUGUCUGGGUGAAUUUGCUUAGUUUGACCUGAUCCAACAACAUGGUAGAAAUGAUUGACUGGAUCUAUGGAGAAAUAAAUACUAAUUAUGUAAAUGGAGAAUAGUACAACUGAAUAAAAAACAGUCAGAAGCCCAAAUCAGUUCCAGAGAGACUUGAAUCUGAUGAGUAAAUGUCAUUUACAUUAGGCUGGAGAUAAAUGCUGUUCAAAUAGUUUGCUCAUCCAACGCACUUUAAGGUGUUUUAGUAAAAGUGUGAACAUACAGUUGUUCGUCCAACAUGCAGGUGACACUGGAUGUCUGGACACCACCGAUGGGGAACUGCUUGUUUUUCUUUUGUCAGCAACACAGCCAGGGCGGAGAGUGCCAAAAAAGAACAGGAGGCUGCUCUACCUUUUCGCUACACUGAGCAAAAAUAGACAUGGGAAAUGACAUGUGGGUGGUAAUAUUGACAUAAAAAAACAGGCACAAUACACCUUGUACUCAGGCUAUGAUGGCUAUAAAACACAGGAACAUUAAUUUACCUCCAAACUGCCUGUAUCUUUUUUUGUUUGUUUUUUGUCAAGCUGAAUAGUAAUAUUUUUGCUGAACCAGGUUAAAAGGUUUAUUUUUUAUGAUGCUUAUUGAAGGUAAACUCAAUGUGAAGAGACAGAGUUGGCAGCUGCAGCUUGGCAGCAGCUGUAGCGAUUUGUAUGUAGAUACUCCAACAGUAUGAGCAGGAGCAGUUCAGUACGGCAGCUGUUACACCCUGCUCAGGUGUGAAUUGUGUCCAUGACAUACAGAAAGUCCAACAAUUACUGUCCUGUUAGCUCUGUUUUGACCUCCAUCAGCUUCUGAAGAAAAAACAUCCAACCCUUACUCUGAAUACUCCACUAAGUUCAGCAGCUAACCAUGUCUGCGCUCUGGUUGGUGUACUGUUUAGACAGCUGUCUCACACAGAAAAAAACAACCUCUCCACUAUGCUAAUGACUCAGAAGAUCAUAUAGUCAGGCAAAAGAAAUCAAAGAGAAUAAAAACAUAUUUACUCCGAGGAAGGUGCAUGAGGUCAAGUUGAAAUGGAGUUUGAGGCAGAAGCAGCCAGUUAAACUCCCCUGUCCGCUUGCUGCCCUCCGUCUCUCAGCACCUUGGCAGGGUUAGAUAACACGGUGCCACAGGGUAUGAAGAAACCCCGAGGCCAUCUUUUGAAGCCCCCUCACAGCUGUCAGAGGUGACCAGUUAAUCCAAAGUAAUGAGACGUCAGAGGCCUGGAAUUUGGUGAAAAAGAGCGGUUGAAGCUGCAGUGGAGCAAACUGGUACUUACAAACAGAAAGAGGCAGAUUCUUACAGCAGGAUAAAGCAUAAUUUCAGCAGCAGUCGUGACUUUGGUGGCUUGCCAAUGAAUUAAAUUCUUCUUUCAACAUUUGAAGUAGGUGGGAAGUUCAUUUGAAUAAUCUUUAAUCUUUACUCUUCAAAUUUCUCCCCCAAACUUCCUCAUUUUGUUUUGCUUUUGACUCAUCAUCUAAACCGCUGAAUGCAUUUUGUGUUGGUGUAGAAGUGGCACACGGAUAUAGGCUACAUUUGGCACUAGUCUCAUCCUGCUGGGCCACAUUUCCACCACCGUCUUCAUCUUCGCUUUGAGCCGAGCAUUAGCUACACCUUCAACUACUAAAUGAAUCCACUGAUCACAGCGGUGUGUGUGUGUGUAGCUGAAAUCCAUCGCUACAAUUAACUCCUGUGCUCCGACACACACUUGGGCUUUCCCUCCCUUAUGCCCACACACUCGCAGGAGCGGCUGAUGUGAUGGACAAACAUCAAAGAGGAAAUGGAAAUGGCUGUGCAGCAGCAGCUUGAGCCCAGCCACAAGGUGAGGGACUGAGUGAGACUAAUGAAAUGGGACGUGCUAAAUGUGAGCUAAAGCACCAGCCGGAUGUGGAGCAAGAGGGCUUCAAAGCGGGGGCGGGGAGGUGUAGAGCAGUGGAGGCUCUAAUCCAGACUGACAUUGUGUGAACUACAGUAACUAAACCCCACAUCAAUAUGGAGCCCGCAGACUCAGUCCAGAAGAUGAUCUUAUCCCUCAAGACAGCCUGACAUCCACAGAGACAGGUUGGAUACUGGCUUUAACGUAACCAUUUAAUGCACAGUUACAGCCAGCACAAUGUAUGGAUUUAUCACAGCCAAGCACAGGGCAGCACAGGCUGGGUGAGGCUGCAGCACCACAUGUGCAAACAUCUCCAGAUUGACCAGACUAUGUAUAAUUCAACUUUAUAUCAGAAAGAAAAUGUUAUUAACCCCCAACUGGUCCGUGUUCAUGGAGACAGUUUAGAUUUCAAAUAAUGUGACCGCUCUCUCAGCGGCAAAAUGUCAGACAGAAAAUACAAGAACAGAGCGCAAAAAUGAAAGAAUGGCAUGCUCAAGGACUAUGGAAAUUUGGCUAUGAAUAUUUUAAGCUGCCAAGUUAUUUUAUAGAAGUCAAAGCUGUGACGAUUCACAGCAAGUGGACUACCAAUUAGCUAGCUGAUGUUUCUUUGGUAUAAAACACUCAGUAGGUGUACAUGUCCUGUUUAGUCGUCAUAGUUACAGCCCAAUCAGAUGCUUCAAGUGGAGGGGGUGACAUGCCCACUUUCAGCUUGUUACUGCAGUAUACAAUCGCCUCUAGGCUGACGAAUAAGGGAUCAAAACAGUCCGCAAAGCGCAUUGGCAAAAGUCUCAUGGGAUCUACAUUGAACAAUGAAAACACUGACACAGCUCUGUACUAUUUGUUUGUAUGAUAGGAAAGUUUUGUCUUUUUGACAUCCUUUUUUCAUCUGUUCAGGGUUUUUUUUUCCCCAACACAGGUUCCCAACAACUCAUUCAUGCUAUUCAUCUUCAGACUCAAAGCCCAGUGUGCAAACACUUCGGCCAAUUUCAGUCCAACUGAGCCACAUACAAACAGAAAAUCAAUCCCCAACUGCUAUUUUUUUGUACAACAUGUAAACCUACCGACUGCAAGAGUAGCUCUCACACCCGUUUUAGCUACAGCCCUGCAAAGCUAACAGUGUAACAGAUCACGACCGCCCUGCCUCACCCUGUCACUCAGAUAAGAAGUCUGAGUCAAGACGAACACAUCUCAGUAACCAAUAUGUUGUACUCUGGGAGUUAACCAUGAUGGACCAACCUCUACAGCGAGACUGUGACAGCCACACCUGUAACAGGAGGUUUCUUUUCAGUCAAAGUGACAUUUUGUGCAAACUGAGUUUAUCAGCCCAACAAAAGACUCUGCCAGGAAAACAAAGAAGAAAACCCCUGUAAAGGUAAGUGAUCGUGCUGUUGUUGCAUUCCUGAUGUUACCACCCAUAUGUGCUGCUGCGGUGUUUAUUGUGUUGUUGUGGCUUUGUUGUAUUCAGUUUGAUUGUGCCUCUGCGAGCAUGUUGAGAUUCUGCCUCAGUAAAACAAGGUUGUUUGUACAUCUGCAGAUUCAGCGCCAUGAUCUGAAAGCAAAAAGCUUUUACCAGCCUAAAGAUACACUUUAGAUGGCCUUUUUUCUCCUGUAGCAUGGCUGUUUAUAUAGAAGGCUGCUACUUCAGUAAAUGUGUUUGUGAAUGCUAGUGUGCCCUGAAUGUGUACGGCCAUACAAAAGACCCAGCACACUUUUACAUGCUGAAUUACCUAUACCUGGUAGAGAGCAUGAGCUAGCUGGGCCCCAUGCAAAGAAUAGCCUGGGGACCCAUGACCACAUUAAUUCAACACUAUUCACUGCUCAGAAUUCACAUUUUGUACAACAUGACUCAAAAUGUCCAACAUGCUGACCUUCUCAAAGCUUUAAUUAACGCUCUGGUGAAGUGGUGGCUCUUGAUUGCCACCUAUCCUCAUUUCUGUGGGUUUCUUCACAAAAGGUCUUAUUUUUUCAUGAGAGUACAGUAAUAGCUUUAAAAUGUUGUAUUUGCUCAAACAAAAUUAAAAUAAAAUCUAAUGACUCAAAAGAAGACAGGUUAUGAAUCUGAAAAUUUUAAAGCUAAUAGUUAUUAGCUUGGCCAAGUGUCUCAAACGGACACUUGCAGAACUGCAGUUUUUGUGCAGUGAGGUUAUCAAUUCGCAGGGGCAUCUCUAAAAGAGAGGCCAGGGGUGGGAUGAGCCGUCCCUUAAAAUCUGUUUGGCUACACCUAAUGCCACCCCAGAAUCUUGAACUAUGAUUGGCUUGUUAGAUGCAUUACUUAUAUCAAAUCAACUAUUUGGAUAAUUGAUGAGUGAGAUGAGUGAUUAAAAGAUAACUGUUAUUAAUGGAUUACUCCACCUCUACAAAAGUCAGUGGCCCAGUCAGGCUACCCUAUUCACAGAAAAAAUUAAGCAUACUCCUGCAGCUUAGUCUUGGUGUAGUUGUGAAAAACCUGAAGCAAAACAAUAUUUUGUUUUGAUUCCACUGAUCUGGGCAUACUUUUAUUUCUUCUUAUGCCUGUAACACCGAAGUGUAAAGUGCUCCCCAAAGCCACUGUGUUUUCUGUAGCCUGAUGAUUCAUUAAGUGAACUUUAAUAAGUAAAUUUAUCUACCUGUUAUAAUUCACACUAAACCAAAUAUUUCCUUCAAUGGUUUGAAGGAAGGCACAUAAAUCAUCACAGUUUGAUUGAUGCUUCCCUCCCUGCAAAUAUCAUUUGUUGUUGACAUUUUCUUCUUCAUUAAUAAGCCUUUGGGAACUUGUUCUACUUAAAGUUUACUUAGUGUCAAUUUUUCUCUCUCUUUUUUCACUUCUCUGGUUUUACUUUUUUACUCUUCUUUCUCUUUAUAAGAAAAAUCAUCUACAUCUAUUUUUAAAAGCUGACAUUAGACGCUGACUGUCUUUGUGUGGUUUGAUGUGAUUGAUGUCAUCUAUGAUCAAUAAUGCAGCAGUGGAGACUCUUAACUACCAUUAGCGAGGGUCUACUUACAGAUACUGAGGUAACCAGUCAGAAUUAGUAUUCAGCAAAGUCAGGUUAUAUUAUGAACAAAGUCCCAUAAUGGAACGAUAAGCUCAUUCUUGUGCUUUUGGUUCGUGUUUUUUUUUAUUUUAUGAAGCUCUAAUGUACAAAGAACAUGAACUUUAUUCAGCCUUUGAGCACAACUGGAUAGAGAAUUCGGCCUGACAGGUUAUGUAUCUUAGUCUGAUCUAUCGAUCGUCAGUUUGGGUCUUUUCAUGAUGUUUGUUGACAACAAGAAAAAAAAAAAUCAAACUCCCAUCAUUCCCCUUUUAAUUUAAACCGGUGAGCCUUUAGACAUUGAACACAACAAGCAGACUCUCCUCUUGUUCAGUCCGUUCGUAUUCAGGCCAGUGCUAACCUGACGUGUGGGAACACCCAAGGACCCAACCUGUUCACACACAAUCUGCAGUGGCACAAUCCCAUUACUCAGCCUGUUAUUGGCCCCUUUCACAGAGUGCAGCGCAGCACUGGAUCAGUCAGCCACAGCCAGCCUUGCUCCCUCUCGGGGGAAUAGACUGGCUGCUUGAUUUUCUAAGGUGCUCGUCUCACACUCUCCCUCCCUCACCUUCCAUUGUCCUCACUCCUCCGUGCUCGCCGUCUAUCUUACCUCUGCCUCUUUCUCCCUCCCUGUCUCUGGAUCUUUCGCCCUCCCUCUCUCUCGCUCUCUCUGUUGCCCUUACUCUCUCUCAGUAUCACUUGUCACUCUUCUCUCUCUCUCUCUCUCUCUCUCUCCCUCGCUCUCUCUCUCCUCUCUUCACGGUCAUGGCUUUUUCUCUGGACAACAGAAAACCUUAUUUAGCAGUCUGCUCAGCACAGCCAUAGCAAAGCUGCCAAUUCACCUGCUUAGAUUGCUAUAUUCUCUACUCAGUCUCCAAAACCCAUUGCAAUUACAAUCCCUGCAUAAGUAAAAGCACCUGGUACACAGACAUGUCUGAUCAGCACCCUGUAUCAUAGACACACAUCAUCCCCAGGCACUUUCUCCUGCAUGGUUUCACUACUAAAAGACAUUAUGUUUUGGAUGUGUUGUUGAGUAUCUGUGUGAAGAAGGAGUGCACAUUAGAAGAAGCAAACUACUCUCUUCAAGACCUGGUCAGCAUGUGAGUGGCUGAGUGUUUUCAGAUUUUAAAGCUGCUCUGUGCUUUGCUUUGAAAGUAUUCAAUGCAUCUAGUUUUCAUCCUGAAUCACAUCCAAGCAGAGGUCACCUCAUGUCAUGCAUGCCUGCUUUGCCAGACACUUUUUUUGUUGAGCUGAAUGCCAAUGUACUUAUAUUUUGGAAAAACGCCAUUUCAUGCAGAAAAAAGAGGAAAGUGUCUAACAAGUGAAGCUAAAGUUUUUGGCUUGUUUUCCUGAUUCGCUAUUGAUUUUGAGUCAAGUGUUCAAGCAGCAGGUAGACAGGACUGAAGAAAGGAUGAGCCUAUUCUGACUGCCUUUAAAAACUUUCAAGAAGGCAUUGUUGUGAGAGAAUUGCUGAAAAAUAUAUUUGAUUCAUCCACUGGUUGGAUUGGAAUUCGCAGGGUUGCUUUUGUAUGUCUGCAGUGAAGGUCUUCUUUAUUCCUCUGACUUUGGUGGCACCACGUGACUCAUGAUAAAGCAAAUACAUUUCCCUGUUUCUUCUCUGAGUUUGGGCGUAUGGAUUCAUCUUCAAGCCCUGAUAAAUGAUUUUAGAGUCCAGCACUGCGAUGAAUCGCACCACGAGACAAUACCACCGAAAGGUGCAAUCAAUUUCACAAAAUGUUUAAAACCAUUCUUCUCGUCAGUCAAUAACUGGAUUCCACCAACAGCUGAGGGGGAGGGAGGCGGCUGAGGAAAAACUGGAAUCUGUUAGGAAAGGUGUUUAACAUGAAAGCCAGUCGAAUGUGGGAUUCAUCAAAACCUUUCACAGCAAGACACUGCUUGUAAUGCAUCUACAAGCUGAACAGAGCCUGCCAGCUGAAUGUGUAAAGAGUUUGACUGCAGCAAGCAACAUGCAAUGACUAACAGGACAACUGUGAUUUGGUUCUUGUUUAAAUCACAAGAAAUGCAGGAACAAACACCUGAUGAUCCUGCAUCUACAGCAUCUCUGUGCCUCUUAUUAUUAUGUCUUUGGGUCAAAAGUUUGAUCAUUUUUGGAUUUCUCAGUGUGGCCCUGAAACGCUGAUAAAGAUGUUUUUGCAUUUGGAUUGGAUUUGUUAUACGCAACUUAAAUUUAAUAUUUUUACAGAAACAGAUUACAGCACGAAGAGGUUCAUUGAUAAUGAUCUUUUAAAAUGAUUAUUGAUUCAAGAUUUUAGAGAAAGGUUGGCAUAGAAAGGUUUAGUAUAUAUACAAAAACAUUGAUUGCAACUUUUGUAUAUGUGGGUGGAAUAUACCAGCUGCCUGUGCUGACUGUGGAGAAAGGAGAAAGUAAUUUAGCAGUGUCUUUUAUUGUGAGUGACAGAUUGAGUCUUAAUACAAAACAGAUUUGGGGUAUUAAUUCAAGAGAGGCAAAGACAAGGAUAUGACUUCUCUGACCCAGACAGCACAGCAUGCAUACAGAAUAAGACGAUCACUCUACAGUUAAUUAAACCAGCAAAAAAAAAAAAAAAGAAAAAACAUCAUUAUGUCUGCACUAAUUUUCUACAUGUGUGACUCUGGCCUCUAAGUUCUUAAUUUAAAUUAGCCUGCUGGAGUAUUGAAAAAGUAUGUAUGAGAUAAGAUUCGACCUGAAUGCUUCAAUAUCACAUUCAGAGAACUCCUUGAUUAAAGAGCCUAAGGCAAUGUAUAAUGGCUGGUUUUGGUUCACCUUAGAGUCUUUUCAUAUCAGAAAAGUGGUUAAAUGGAAAAUAAAGGCAGGAAUUACUUCGAGUUUAAUUCUGCAAGGUUAAAAAAGUAUGAAAACAAUGUCUGCAGCCUUGUCAACAGCUCAUAAGUCCUUCGUGCAGAUGCACCAGUUUACACAAAAACAUGUGGGGUAUCUGCAACCCCAAUAAUGUAAGAGGUGGGCUGUUGUGUAAAUUAUGAAGAGAAUUUGAUGUAACUCUUUAUUUUUACUAAAAGUAGUACAGAGAGAGCAUAUCAAAUGUUUACAACUGAAAUAAUUUGAUUGUUCUUUGAAAAAAACUAUGUAUUUAUUCCAAAUUUGAUAUGAGCAGCAUGUUUUCAAAAAAAAGUUGGGACAGGGGAAAAAAAACAAAAAAAAAACGAAAAGUUUUGUAAAGAAGAAAAAACACCAGAGGAAACAUCUCUCAACUGACAAGAUUAACUCACAGCAGGUUAGGAGCAUGACUAGAUAAAAAAGGCCCUCUAGAGAGUCUUCUGUAGUCUAAAGUAAAGAUGGGAAGAGGUUCCCCACUCUGUGAUAGACUGGGAAAGGAAAUGGUUUAGCAAUUCCUGAGUAAAGUUUUUUUUAAGUUUAAACUUGUAAUGAAUUUGGGAAUUUCAUCAACUACAGUACACUAGAUCAUGAAUACAUUCUACCCCAAAACCUGUACUGGAUUGUUGUGACCUACAGUAAAAAUCACUGCAUGGGCUCAAAAUCACACCUAAAAUCUAUUUACUGUGCACAUAGUUUAUCACUGCAUCCUUAAAUGCAGAUCAAAACUGUACUAUGCUGAGAGGAAACCACUCAAAAACAUGACACAGAAAGGCUGACAUCUUUGUGCCCAACCCCAAUCAAGAUGGAGUGAGGUGAAGUGAAAACACUGGGCCAUGGUUUGACUAAUCAAAAUUUGUAAAAGAAAAAGACCUGCCUGAAGUGCUGACCGUUAACCUGUUAAAAACAUAGCUGUGUAUCAGGAUACAGGAUAUAAAUAAGAACUAAAUAUAAUCUUUAUACUAUUGCAAAUCGUUAAAACCUGUUUAAUGGGAAUUUACACGACCCCCUAACUCAUGUGUAAUAGGCCUUGUAUUAUUUGUUUGUAUGGUUCAUUACUUUGAAUAACUCCUCAUAAUCAUGGCAUGAAAAAAAUAGCAAAACUGUGAAGAUCAGACUUACGACAGCAAAGAUGCCACAAAAACGGUUUUAGAGGCCUGCAUGCUGUUGAAAAAAGAGAGACCUUGUGGUAUAUUUUGAUUAAAAAAAUAUAUAUAUCUCUUUAAAAACUUUCCCAAGGGUUCAUUUACAAAAACCUGUCCAAUGUUCAGUUUUUCGUUACCAUGAAAAAAGCAAUAUAAGGAAGAUAUUGUGCACAACUUUCAUUAGUGAGAGAUCUUUCAGUAUCUGUGUGUGCCCAGAAGCAUUUGUGUCCCCUGUGUCUGAACAUGCAUGUAAUGCAGCACGGUGAAAUUAGUUUGGGGGAUGUGUGCGAGCCUUAGGUUGGUAUAAGAAAGAAGUGAUGUUUGUGUCAACUCUCAAUUGUCUGAGCAAUUAAGUCUGUCUUUAACGUCUGCUGUGAUGCCUCACUGACCUUCACAGGGCUGCUGGGAAACUGUGCAAAUAGCUCGGGGCAACAGUCAUUAAGAUGCACACAAAUUACAACGUCUGAGAAGUCAUCGCACUGUUUGCUUUACUGGCCCUCAGCGGACAGGGACUCAACCUGAGGAAAGUUAAACAAAAAUACUCCACAAAGUUCUCUUAAUAGGGCUGGAAGUGUCAGAACAUUUGGACUAAACUCUUAAAAAGAAAAAGACCCAGAAACUUUUUUUUUUUUUGGACCUGUCUUAUUCUUAUCCGUAUGGGGAAAUAUCCAGGUACUUUAAUGCUGCUCUGUAAUAUCAGCAUUAUCACUAUAAAUGGAUACUUGGUUUGGAGGACUAUCUUCACACUACUUGUUUAUAAGAGAGGAAUCUGAGAAAGUGGAACCAAAUGUUUGUCACUCUACUGUCAGGAAAACCAAGUCACAUCUAAAGAAAUGUUUCCAAUUUAUUUUCUGUCAACGCUCUGGGCCAUCAUCAAAUUAUUUCAGCUCCAGCUGUAUGGUUGGAUAGUUCAAUCCACCAAAACCAUCAGUCAUUUUCUUUAUGUUUGUUUUUAUUUUAUUUUUUUAAAGUACACUUUGAAUGGAAAUUAAGCAUGAACUGAGCUGUCAAAAGUGGCAUUGGGAUUGUUUUGGGGUUGUUUUUUUCAUAUGAAAUAAUGAUACCUGUGCCAUUAAAUGUAUAGGGUUUACUUAUGUUGCGCAUUACUCUAAUGGGGAUAUUGUCAUGGUUGCUAAGCUUUGGAGCAACAAUCAUUACUUUGCAAACUUGCAACCUCUAUGUGUGGCCACUCAAGUCUAAAAAAAUCACUUUCCCCCUGUCCCAAUGGAGCAAACUGACAGCAAAUUUUUAAACUUCUCAAAGAAUUAAAUUUUUCUUAAAUCCUGUUGCUUUCAAAAUUCAUAUUUCAUAACAUCGAGUAAUUGAUCAGAUGGGUAAAAACUAAGAAAACUCCAAUUCUGGUCAGUAAGUUCAGUUUAAUUGGUAAGAUUCUGAAAGUGGAAACAGCUGGUGUCAGGUAGCCUCCCUCUCUCCUCUGGACAGUGAACCUCUUACAUGAAGAGUUGAGUACUUGCAUUUGAUAAACUGACAGGCUGACAGGGAUGAAAAGAGCCACCUGAGGACAGUCUGAAUCACUGAUCUCAAUGGGAGGCAGCAGAAGGAGGAGGUGAGGAAACAAAAAAAUAACCCUCCACUCCGGGGAUUUUGGUGAGGAAAGAGAAAGAAGAACAAGAACAGGAUGACAUAACCCUCGGUGAGAUGGCAGUGAUGACCGAGCAGCUGGAUCAGUGUGAUACAGCUAAUGAGGUGCUGCUGAGUUGUUACGGUAUUUCAGCUUGUACAUACUGGUCACCUUUGUCAACGCUCAUUGCUGCCGGCGGGGGCCAUAAAGCAUGAUGAAAUUUACAUCUCUCCGCAGUCAUGGUCAGGAAAUAGGUGUGGGAAUUAGCUGUUCAGUCCAAAAGGGCCUCUUAGCUGUUACCUUGACAACCAGCUUGGGUACGUAGAGUUACUUUGUUCUAUGUUGCCAACCUAAAAGUUACCUUUAUGACAGGAGGGAAAAUGGAUGAAAUGCACUUUCUGCUCAUUUUGACUUUUCCUCUCUAAUUUAUAAUUUAUAUUUUGCAUUAAUUUGAUUCCCAAACUAUACUGAAGCACUUUUAGGCUACAUGUUCACUCGUACACAUAAAUAAUUCACAAAAUUUGUUCAUUGGUUGCUGUGCAGUCAUUCGAGCUACAACCAGGGGGGAGUCCAGUUAUUUUUUUCUUACUGUGGUGGCAUGAUUGGAGCUCUACCUACAAAUAAACACAAAAAUCGAUCUAGCCUAAUUAUCUAAAAUGAAUAUCUUAUACUGCUAUCAUUCUUGUUUUUUCUACAGCACGCCAUGAGAGCGACAAGGAGCUCAAAAGUCCAACCUCUCAAAGGGCCAGGAGACAAUCAUAGGUUAAGGUGGCAGAGGUAAAAAGGUAAGGCAUAAAAAAGCAUAAAAGUUAGGUUCAUCUCAAACCAGAAGUGAAUAAAAUAUUAACGCACUUGACUCGUGUGUAAUUGACUGCCUGAAUAUUUUGUGUUGACUUGUUUGAUUCAUGACCAUGACUCGCUUCAUUCAUGUGCCCAAACACAUGGAUCAGAACAGCGCCAACAUCAUUGCGCCCCUAUCACUGAAUGCAGCCAGCGCACACACACACGCUACAAGCGACACGCAACACGCUACACACCAUUAGCCAAACUUUCCAUUCAGGUCCACCGCAGCGGUCACAAGAGUCAAACAAAUUUACAUCCUCACAAGUCUUGGAGUUUACACGAGGGCGCACACACACGUUCAUACAUUACACACGCAGACACUCACCACCGCAGACGCCGAGCUCUCCUCCACGCUGCCCUCGGUCAGCCACAGUGUCAGCCAAACAGGGGCGCACCUACUUCCGGGUUCUUAAAGGGCACUUGGCGGGAAAAAGGGGCACCUGGUUUGUUUGAUCUAAUUCUGGGUUAUUCUUCAGUAUAGGAGACUGAAUUAAAACAUAUAAAUUGGGGCAAAUUUAACAGAUGUAUUUUGCAAUAUGUGAGUGGGUUUUUAAUGCAAUGUUGGUUGUUUCUGUAGAAAGUAAACCCUGAUUUUUGUUCUGAUUUAUUCUUUUUGUGUCAUGCCCACUGGGAGGGGCUUAUUGUUCAACAGCCAGCCAUUUUGAGUGAGUAGUGGAGAGUUGGUAGUGAUAAUGAGAUGAAUCCUCUUGAAGCAUUGAAGCUUUCUAUCCAAUUGCUCGACUCCUGCUUUAUUUGCUUUAUUGCGCCAACAAGUGGACAAUAAAUGUAAAACAGGCAGAGUAAUUAUCAAAGACGCCCAAGGCUUUGGUGCGCGAAGCUUUGAAUUGAAUAAAUGAGUGAAUGUUUGUGAUACAAUACAGAAAUUAUGAAGUUAUUAAUACGGUGUCUGUCUUUAAGACACAGAGUCAAAAAGGGAAAGAGGACAUAAAUUAUGGCGAGGGUUGUGAUGUGAAUGUGCCUUUGUUAGUUUGUUGUUCGUACUUUUGUUACGGGAACAACAUAUAAAAACGUAAAUAUUAAAUUUAUUUUUAUUUAAAACCAACUUUUCAACAAGUCCUGAGUCCAUGGACUGUAAGUAGGGGGGACUCCAUUGCGUUUCACUGCCUGUUAGACAAUCUGCCAAACCCGCAAACUGUUUUUUGAAUCAGUCACGUGGUACAGCCGGGCAGCGAGGCUUCGGACGUCAUCAUUUUUGGCUCCCCCUCUACAUGAAGCAAGCCUCGAUACGUGCUUCACUAAACGCCCCUUCAUUACUCGACACACGCUCCGAAGCCUCGGCUCUAAAGGACACAUCACUAUUGAUUACGAAUGCACUGUUUUGUUUUUUGCUGUUUCAGUUUUGCUGGUUGCUCAAGUUGCUAUUGAAGGUUAUUGAAGAACCCAUUUUCAGUGUGAACCCACUGCUCAUCUGCUUGAAUAUUUUUGUAAAUAGUUUUGACACUGUAUAUAUUUUUUACUGUGUUUGGAGCCUGGUUGAAUAAAAUCCCUAAAACUUACCUUUCUGACUACACCAUACUGAAUUUCUCUGGGAGAACCCACUACAGACCCCUUCUAGUGCCACCAGCAAUCUGUCAGUCGGCCUUGUUGGUUCAAGUGUUAAUACAGGAGACGAAGGGUUCCCCUGAUGCCAUUUCUGUCUGUUUACAUCAAGCCUAGUUGAGGUUAACUUAAAGAGAUGAUUUCACGUCUAAACAAUUCACCAAAUGAUCUAACCUUCCCAAAAACAAAAUCACCUCACGUUUACUUUACAUGUAAUUCACUGAUGAUGAUCUUAUUUGCAUUAACUGUGCUGUUUAUGAUCCAAGCAGGGAGGGGACUGUAGUAAUAAAAAGACUAGUUAUUUUUGUUUAUUCUGUUCAUGUUGUCUAUAUAUUGCUUGGUCUCCCAUUGGGGUUGUGAGCCAAGAAGCAGUGAAUACCAGACUUUUAAUCAACACAAGUCCUGUAAGCUAGUACCAUAAAAUGAAUGUCGAGCUGAAGGGAAAAAUCACAGUAGGCAUGCUAAUUUACAAGCUCAUGAAUUAGCCAAGGGGACAGACUGUUAAGUUUUGAUAUCAUGGCAUUUGCCGACCCCU